UUCCUCCUACUUCCUGUCAACCGAAGUAUCCAAAUGCAAUGUUCUAACACCUGUACGUUUGUGUGUUCUUGUGGCAGUAUUAUGGAUUUUGACUUUCACACCAAUUGAAUUUCAUUUUAUAUUCUGAAAGCUAUUCUGUUAAAUCACGGGAAGAAUGUCUAAUGAUUUUCAAACACGAAUAGCCUCUGUUAUAGAAUUACUGGCAAAAGCGGCCUUAGAAGAAAUGAGGAAAGUUGUCGACCUGGACUCUGUUGUCUUAGGGUUUGAAAUAUCACAGGAUCAAAAUGAUGAUUCAGUACCGAAGAAACUGCUGUUUAUGACACAGAUUUCUACCAUUAUGGAUGCCCUGGCUAAGGAUGCAGUGAACAAAAUCUGUAAACUUGCCAUUGAAGAACUGGCGGUUUUACGUUUGGAAGUGUCUCGGAGUCGGAAUGAGAUCGGAGCUCUCAAGAGAGAAUUGGAGCUGAUGGCGAAGGAGCUGAGGAUUGUGCAGGGAGGUGCAGCAGGAGAAAGACCCUUAAAAACCCACUCUGUUGGAGUGCAGGUUGCCUGGGAAUUAAGAGCAACAGAAACAGAGGAGUCAUCUUCUCACAGGGUUGGGCUGUGGGGGGACUCGGGGCUCACGGACACUGAAGAGGACGUUAAUCCGUUGCAGUGUGUGGUCAUGAUGGUAGAGUCUGAGGAUUUGCAAGAGGAUGGACUUGAAUCGAUUGUCAUCAAGGAGGAAAUACUGGAAGAGGACCUGGAUAACGGCGAUGUACAGGAGGGCAUGAGGAUCAGCGGAGAGGGACCUGUGAAGUUUGGCGCUUACGCUGGGGAAAACCCCCCCAUUGUGCAUGGGGUCCCAGCGGAGGAAACCGGCACGCAUGCGGAAGACCAGGAAGGGCAGGAUGUUGCCGUUGAGUCAAGCGCAGACGUUCCUGUCAAAGACGAGUGCCCUGCGAGCAGAAAGCAUUUCAGGAAGACCAAGAACCUGAAGGCCGGCGGGGCAGCUGGCGAAGGCGAGAGAAGGCCGGGCCAUUCAAACGAGGGGAAGCACAGCAGACAGAAAUGCGCUCCUAGAGCGAAACGAGUCCUCAACUCGGCAGAGAAGCCGUUUGGCUGCGGACACUGCGGGAAGAGGUUUGCGGUGAAGCGCAGGCUGGAGAUGCACGAGCGAGUUCACACUGGGGAGAAACCGCACAAGGUCGCUCAGAAGGAGGAGAAGGUGUUCAGCUGCACAGAGUGCGGAAAGACCUUCAGUCAGAAGUAUAGCCUUAAAACACACCAGAUUGUCCAUGCGGCGGAGAAACCGUUCAAUUGCACACGCUGCGGAAAGGGCUUCACUGUAAAACGCAGCCUGUUGGUGCACCAGCGUAUUCACACCGGCGAGAAACCGUAUAGCUGUGUUACGUGCGGAAAGAGUUUCCGUCAAGCUAGUUACCUUACAGUGCACCGCAGGGUUCACACAGGAGAAAAGCCGUACCCUUGCAACAAAUGCGAGAAGAGCUUCAGCAGUGCAAACAGUCUUAAAACACACCAGGUAGUUCAUACAGGAGAAAAAGCCUUCAGCUGCGAUAUAUGUGGGAGGAGCUUCAGCGUUGCAGUUAACCUUAAUCGGCAUCUACGAGUGCACACGGGAGAGAAACCGUUUAGCUGUGACAUAUGUGGGAGGUGUUUCACUCAAGCUAAUAGUCUGAAAGACCAUAAGCAAAUUCACACUGGACAGAGAAGGUUUAGAAAGGAGAAACCAUUCAGUUGUGCUACAUGUGGGAGAAGGUUCACUCAUCAGGUCACACUACAGAAACACGAGGAAACUCACACUGGGGAGCAAAACACACAGAAUCCUUGCACUUGUGAAUUUUGUGGAAAGACCUUCAGGUAUGCACAUUACCUUAAAAUACAUGAGCGAGUUCACACAGGAGAGAAACCAUACAGCUGUGUGAAGUGUGGCAGGUGUUUUAGCCAGGUAAGUGCACUUCUAUCACACCAAAAAAUUCACACAGGAGAGAAACCAUUCACCUGUGACAUAUGUGGGAAAAAUUUCAGUUUUCAAAACAGUCUUAAGUCACAUCAAAGAACUCACACGGGAGAGAAGCCUUUUAACUGUGCCACAUGUGGGAAGACUUUCAGUUUUGUGGGUAAUCUUAAGAGACAUCAGCGUGUUCACACUGGAGAGAAACCAUUUAGCUGUCAUAUUUGUGGGAAAAGUUUCAGCCAAGCUAAUAAUGUGAAAGCUCACCAGCAAAUCCACACAGGAGAGAAACCAUUUAUGUGUGAUAAAUGUGGGAAGAGUUUUGCAUAUGUAAGAAAUCUUAGGGAACACAAAUGUGUUUACACCUGAAGGGAACAAUUUUCCUGUGCCAUAUGGGAGGAGGUUCUCUGUUCCUCAUCUUUUAAAACCACAAGUUCCUCAAAACCAAGCAAACUUGAUCUGUUCUUAUUAACAGGGCUUUAUGUCAAACAUACAAAUAAAAUGCAACUCCUAAGUAUGUCAACUAGAAGUAGUCAUUAGCAAUAAAUACUGCAUUUGUCAAAAACAGAUGCUACACUGUGUGAGAUAUAAAGUAGUUGAAAUUUUUACUUUUGAUGCGAAUUGCCGUAUAUUUGCCAAUCAGAUGAAAUUUAAAAGUGGUUUCACUGGCCCACUUAACCAGAGGGGGCGCUGUUGAACAAUGAGAUCCUCUGUCCCCUGCCGACUGAAACACUCAAUCUCUAGGUAAUGUUAUGCCCAAGUAUGCAGCACUUUGGGAUUCCCAGCGACACUUCAGUCUUGACAGUGAGGAUUUUGAGACUUGAGCAAACUGUUCUGUAAAAGUCUGGACAGAAUUUUUUAACUGAAGUGUACAAUGUGGUUGAACUGUUGGACUGCAUGAUUUUUGGGGCCGGUUCUUAAACCCCGUAAGUUCCACAACUGAGCAUCUUCCUGGUCAUGCAAUGUUUUCCAUAGCAAGGAACAACUUAUGACUUAAUUCUAUGAAGAUCUGUUACGUGUCUCAGCAUCAGUAUUUGCACCAGACAGCCUUAUCGUGUUGACAAGAGAAGGAAGUGAUAGACUUUGAAGUAUAGAGAUGUUUGGUUUAUCCAUGGUGUUUUAAAAUUUUUUGUAGAAUUAAAUUCAGUAGUUUUUACUUUGGUAGAGCCCUUUAAUUACUUUGUAAAUUUUGGAUAUGAAUCAAAUAACUCCAGGGACAGCAAUAAUGCGGGUUAACGUGACUUAGGAUAUUUUUAUGGUGCCGAGCUCAGUAAGUGUAUUGGCAUCCUGUUGAUGUUUUACUAUAAUAUUUCUAUAAAACCUCCUUAGGUUUUGAAGAAUUCAUACGACUUCCUAGGUUCAUAGUAGAUCCAUUUAUGAAUAAUGUGCAAUAAACUGGGCACAUGGGCCCAAAAUGUAAUGCAUACACACUAUACAACAUGGCCAAACGUCUCAUAGUUUGUGUUAAGAAACCAGGCUACCAGUAGUCAUUGAAUUAUACUAAUUUGGCAAUGUUACUUGCAUCACAUAACACCUGAAACCGUGGUGGAAUGAUGUGGGACUUGCACUCAUUUGUGUUUUGAGGCUGUUGUUUUUUAAAAAUGGCUGCCACAAACCAAUUCUUGCUCUUAUGAACUGAUUCAUUUAUAUGAAAGAUUGGAUUGGUACAUUAUUUUAUUGCUGCCUAUCAGGGUUGUUAAAAUUAUGUUUCCACCUGAAGAAACAUUGCCACUGUAAAGUAUUAAAACUUUGUUACUGUUACCAUAUGAACAUGUUCGAUAACCAUUGUUCUAUCCUGAUUAAAUUUAAUGUAGAUGUGCUCAUUUUGAAUUGUCCUCUUCAGUCUGUUAAUGUACCCUAUUUUUUUAUAUUGUUCUCAAGUGUAUGUACUGAUUAUGUAGAAUAUAUUUCUUUUGAAAUCAA
Anguilla anguilla (European eel) is the source of this 3877-nucleotide messenger RNA. RefSeq names its product gastrula zinc finger protein XlCGF26.1-like. The transcript is spliced from 5 exons. The coding region runs from base 155 to 2323 and encodes 722 amino acids. NCBI's taxonomy places the organism in Eukaryota, Metazoa, Chordata, Actinopteri, Anguilliformes, Anguillidae. The record is from RefSeq and is a predicted model, not a curated record. Gene Ontology annotation, biological process: regulation of cytokine production; negative regulation of transcription by RNA polymerase II; regulation of immune system process.